Neurospora hispaniola is the source of this 1260-nucleotide messenger RNA. Its product is annotated as Gar1/Naf1 RNA binding region-domain-containing protein. The transcript has 4 exons. Lineage: Eukaryota; Fungi; Ascomycota; Sordariomycetes; Sordariales; Sordariaceae. Gene Ontology annotation, biological process: snoRNA guided rRNA pseudouridine synthesis; ribosome biogenesis. Gene Ontology annotation, molecular function: box H/ACA snoRNA binding. Bases 1 to 1260 code for a protein of 419 amino acids. The record is from RefSeq and is a predicted model, not a curated record. Gene Ontology annotation, cellular component: box H/ACA snoRNP complex.
AUGCUGUCCAGAUCUGCCAAAGACACGGUCUGGUUCACCGUUGUCUGCUUCCUUGCACUCAUUACUUCUGUUUUCGCGGAAUGCACCCGGGAGAGACUGCUAGCAGCAGCCAACAUUUAUGUAGACGCCUUCUCCGCCGGCAGACUUGACGGCCUCCAACUCGCCUCGAGCAACUUUACCUACCAGGAAAACAACAAGGCAGCCGACAUCAAGCGCGGCAUCCUCAGCCAGUCGCACAACAUCAGCCUCAACCGAUCAACGGCCGAUACCAUUGCCUGCGCCAGCUACACCAUGAUCAUCGAGACGGCGGCGAAUCGGCCAAGUCGAGAACUGCUGAGAAAGGUUGGGGAUGCUUAUCUCGACAUGUGGACGGAUGCAAAGGCGGCUGAUAGUAUUCCAUGGGGGGCCGACUGUGAGCGUGUUGAAGGGUCGCAGUAUACCAGACCGUGUGGUGUUCAGUUACCGAGAGGAGGCAGUUCAAAGCGCAACGGAAACCGGCGAUAUGUCAUCGAUGAGGUGAUGGGUUCGGUUGACGUGCUGUACUCGUUUGAUGCGCUGGGGAAUAUGCCGGAUAGCCAUGAGAUCCGGGUUGAGGACGGUGAGGUCAAAGGUCGUGGAGGAGGUGGUGACCGCGGUGGCCGUGGCGGCUUCAGAGGCGGCCGUGGUGGUUUCGGCCAGCGCGACGAUGGUCCCCCCGCCCAGGUUCUCGAGCUCGGCACCUUCGAGCACGCCGUCGAGGGCGAGAUGUUCUACAAGUCCACCAACCCCAAGAUCCCCCAUUUCAACGCUCAGGUCUUCCUCGAGAACAAGACCCCCAUCGGCAAGAUCGAUGAGGUCCUCGGUCCUCUCAACCAGGUCUACUUCACCGUCAAGCCCCAAACCGGCAUCGUCGCUACUUCCUUCAAGCCCGGCGACAAGGUCUUCGUCGGCUCCGAGAAGCUCCUCCCUCUCGAGCGUUUCCUCCCCAAGCCCAAGGUUCUCGGCGCCCCCAAGGUGAAGAAGGCUGGCCGUGGUGGUGCUGGUGGUCGUGGCGGUCCCAGAGGCGGUGCUCGCGGUGGCGGCCGUGGCGGCUUCUCCUCUCGCGGCGGCGGUGGUGGCUUCUCCCGUGGUGGUGGUGGUGGCUUCUCCCGCGGCGGCGGUGGUGGUUUCAGCAGGGGCGGCGGUCGCGGUGGCAGCGGCGGCUUCUCGAGGGGUGGUGGUGGCCGUGGUGGCGGCGGUUUCUCCCGCGGUGGCGGCCGCGGUGGUCGUGGUGGCUACUAA